This is a messenger RNA of Musa acuminata AAA Group (dessert banana), 1058 nucleotides long. Its product is annotated as aquaporin SIP1-2-like. The record is from RefSeq and is a predicted model, not a curated record. Gene Ontology annotation, cellular component: membrane. Gene Ontology annotation, biological process: transmembrane transport. The transcript has 3 exons. Gene Ontology annotation, molecular function: water channel activity. Lineage: Eukaryota; Viridiplantae; Streptophyta; Magnoliopsida; Zingiberales; Musaceae. Bases 235 to 951 code for a protein of 238 amino acids.
AGAUGGCUCCCCGUCCUUCCCCCUUCUCAGCCAACCCGAUUCACCAAACCCUAUAAACUCUCCUCCUCUUCUUCCUCUUCCCGGAGGAUCGGAGCAGGAGAAGGAGACGGUAAGACGUCGACCGAAGCCUCGUUGUGUACGGUCUCGGUCUUCGUUGCACCGCGGAAGAAGAAGGAGAAGGAGAAGAAGAAGAAGAAGAAGAAGAAGAACAAGAAGAGGGAGUGGGAGGAGGCGAUGGGCGCGAUAAAGGCCGCCGCCGGGGACGCCCUGAUCACGUUCCUGUGGAUGUUCUGCGUCUCCACCGUGGGAGUCGCCACCUCGCUCAUUACUUCCGCUCUUCAGAUCCAGGGCGUCGCCUUCUCGGUCUUCGUCACCACCACCCUCAUCUUCGCCCUCGUGUUCGUCUUCGACAUCGCCUGCAACGCCAUUGGCGGCGCAAGCUUCAACGCCGCUGGAACCGCCGGGUUCUACGCCGCAGGAUUGGGCUCCGACAACCUCAUCUCCCUGGCCGUCCGCUUCCCCGCCCAGGCGGCGGGGGCGGUGGGUGGUGUCUUGGCCAUCAUGGAAGUGAUGCCUCUACAGUACAAGCACAUGCUGACUGGGCCUUCGUUGAAGGUGGAUCUGCACACGGGGGCCAUCGCGGAGGGGGUUCUGACCUUCGUCAUCAACGUGGCCGUGCUCUGGAUCAUCGUCCGGGGUCCUCGCAGCCCGAUCGUGAAGACAUGGCUGGUCGCCUUCUGCACUGUCUCCUUAAUUAUGGUAGGCACUGCUUACACCGGACCGUCCAUGAAUCCUGCAAAUGCAUUUGGCUGGGCAUAUAUCAGCAAUCGCCAUAAUACAUGGGAGCAAUUUUAUGUCUACUGGAUAGCCCCUUUCAUUGGUGCUAUUUUUGCUGGUUGGUUUUUCAAGAUUAUCUUCCCUCGACGUGCAGAAAAGCCUAAAAAAGCAUGAGGUUAUCAGGUUCAGUUUGAAAAUUUUUAUCUUGAGAGGCUUCAGAAUGUAAUAAGUUUGUAAAACAAUACAUUUGCUGGCAAAACUCAAGUAACCAUUUGUCUCUA